Messenger RNA from Oryza sativa Japonica Group (Japanese rice), 2347 nucleotides. The record is from RefSeq and is a predicted model, not a curated record. Lineage: Eukaryota; Viridiplantae; Streptophyta; Magnoliopsida; Poales; Poaceae.
GCUCCCCUCUCUCUCUCUCUCUCUCUCCCCCUCCCGUGUCCAAAGCCCCGCAAACCCUCGCGGCGACCUCACCUCACCCGCCCUGCCCUAGCUCAAAGCUCCCCGCCCCGGCCGCCGCUGGCGCCGCCGGGCGAUGGAUCUCCGCCGGCCGCCGCGCUCGUCGUCGGGGGGCGUGGAGCCCAAGAUCCGGCAGGUGGGGUUCGUCACCCCCGACGCCUCCUCCUCGGCCCCGCCCGCCGAGCCCCCCGCCGCCGCCGCUGCAGCGGUCGCGGCGGCUGCUGCUGCCGCCUCCUCGGCGGCGGCCGCGGCGGCGCAGGCGCAGGCGUCCUCCGAGGGGUCCCCCCCGGCGUCCGAGCUCUCCCCGGGCUCGCUCUCCCCCGUCAUGAUCCCGCCCCCGCGCCACGCCGACCACCUCGCCCCAGGCUCGCCCUCCCCCGCGGCGUCCCCCUCCGAGCUGGGCGACGACGAGUCCUGGUCGCGGGCGCCUUCUGCCGCCGAGCUCGAAUCAAACAAUAACGAUUUGGCUGAAAUACGGAAUGACAAUGUUCCAGCUUCAAUUCCACAAAAGCAGAAAACUUCUAAAGCAGAGAGGCGUGCUAUUCAGGAAGCUCAGCGUGCUGCUAAAGCUGCUGCCAAGGAGGCAGGGUUAUCAGGAAAGUCUGCAGGCACUGGUUCAGGGGCUAAUCCUGCAAUGCCCAAGCAAGCCAAAUCAUCAAAAGUUUCUCAGAAGAAAGAUGUGCCCCAAGCUGCAUCUACUGCUGCUUCUGAGAAGAAGGUUACUGAACGUCCUUCAGAAAGAGAUAGGAAGAAAGAUGCGCCUCACCCUCGUAUGCAGUUUGAUGAUGUGCACCGGGUGGAGAAAGCAAAAAAACGUGCAAUUGUAAAUCAAUCUGAAGCAAGAAACAGAGUUGAAUUGUUUAGGCACUUGCCUCAGUAUGUGCAUGGCACUCAACUUCCUGGCCUUGAAUCAAAGUUUUUUCAACUUGAACCAAUGCAUCCUUCUGUGUACAAGGUUGGGCUCCAAUAUUUGUCUGGUGAGGUUUCUGGUGGAAAUGGUCGUUGUAUAGCAAUGCUUCUUGCAUUCCAAGUGGCAAUAAAAGAUUACUCUACACCUCCCAAAAAAACUCUGAGUAGAGAUCUUACAGCGAAAAUCAGCAGUUAUGUGUCGUUUCUUAUUGAGUGCAGGCCUCUGUCAAUUAGCAUGGGCAAUGCUAUUAGGUUUUUAAAGAACAGGAUUGCCAAGCUACCACUCACAUUGUCAGAAUCAGAAGCCAAAGCCAGUCUUCAAUCUGAUAUUGAUCGAUUCAUUAAUGAAAAAAUAGUUGUGGCAGAUAAGGUUAUUGUCAGUCAUGCUAUCACAAAAGUCAGAGACAAUGAUGUCUUGCUGACAUAUGGGUCAUCGUCAGUUGUUGAAAUGAUUCUGGAUCAUGCUCAUGAACUUGGGAGGAAGUUCCGUGUUAUAGUGGUAGAUUCUCGUCCCAAGCUUGAGGGACAAGGAUUACUACGUAGAUUAGUGGAAAAGGGCAUCAACUGCACGUAUACACAUAUUAAUGCCAUCUCAUACAUCAUGCAUGAAGUUACAAGAGUUUUCUUGGGUGCCUCCUCAAUACUAUCAAAUGGAACAGUUUAUUCUAGAGUCGGGACAGCAUCUGUGGCAAUGGUUGCACAUGCAUUUGGAAUUCCUGUUCUUGUGUGCUGUGAGGCAUACAAAUUUCAUGAGAGGGUGCAACUUGAUUCUAUAUGUGCUAAUGAGCUUGGUGAUCCAGAUGUCAUUUUGAAAGUUCCUGGGAAGGCAGAUUUGGGCCAUCUUAAGAACUUGGCAGACAAUGAAAAUCUCCAACUGUUAAAUCUUACGUAUGAUGCCACCCCUUCUGACUAUGUGUCGAUGAUCAUAACAGAUUAUGGAAUGCUUCCACCCACAAGUGUACCUGUCAUUGUGAGAGAGUAUCGCAAAGAACAGCUGUGGAUAUAGAUGUACUGCAUUAUGACAACAAUUUUGGUAACUGUUGUUGGCUUGCUGCCCAAAGUGCGGGAUGCGUGAAACAUGUACUUCUGUUUGAGAGCUCUCAGCCGCCAAACCUUUUUUCUUUUGAGCUUAUCAAUUUGUUUGCCACAAGAUGGUCCAAUUUUGAUAUCACCAUGGCUCCGUCUAUGAAGAUUGCACUCUGGCACCUCUAGAGGGGUUAUGUUGGUGGUAGUCAUCAAACGUUGUGAUGCAACUAUGCUCGUACCUAUGUCUUCCUGAGCCUCCUCUGGUCAUGCGCGUGAUAGUAACUGGGACCUGAGAUGAAUUCGAAGCUAUAUUUGUAACAGUAUUCACCUGUCCAAUACAUCAUGUAGAUUGGGG